Messenger RNA from Monosiga brevicollis MX1, 813 nucleotides. RefSeq lists its product as uncharacterized. The transcript is spliced from 4 exons. The record is from RefSeq and is a predicted model, not a curated record. The annotation marks the transcript as partial. Gene Ontology annotation, molecular function: hydrolase activity, acting on carbon-nitrogen (but not peptide) bonds, in linear amides. Lineage: Eukaryota; Choanoflagellata; Craspedida; Salpingoecidae.
GACUAUGCCAGACGCAUCGCAGACUUAUUUGCACAAGCAGCAAAGGCACAAUGUCGAAUGCUGUUCUUACCAGAGGCCUUUGAUUGGAUCGGCUUGCCUGUUGAGGAAACCAAGUCUCGAGCCGUGCCGACGACACAUGCCGCGCUGACACGGUACUGGGACCUCUGCAAGCAACACAGCAUCUGGGCAUCCUUCGGCGGGGCUCAUGUUCAGACGGAUGACCCCCAAAAGCGCAUCGCCAAUCGUCACGUGAUAGUUGAUCCGCUGGGUCAAGUUCGCUCCACCUACGAUAAAAUUCACCUUUUCGAUGUCGAUACGGCCGACGGCGUCUUCAAGGAAAGUGAUUUCACGCAACCAGGCCGCACUCUGGUGACCGUGCCAGAUACUCCCCUGGGAACUCUCGGGCUGAGCAUUUGCUACGAUGUUCGCUUUCCCGAAGUCUACACGGAGCUCCGUGCUCGUGGUGCCGAUGUGCUUCUAGUCCCCAGCGCCUUUAUGCCUAGCACUGGCAAGGCCCAUUGGGAGGCUUUGCUCCGUGCGCGCGCUAUCGAAACACAAUGCUUUGUCAUUGCUGCCGCUCAAGCCGGCACACACGCACCGUCUACGCGCCGCUCGUAUGGGCACUCGCUCGUCGUUGAUCCUUGGGGCGAUGUGCUUGUGGACGGCGAUGCUGAAAAUGAAGGCUUAUUGGCCGUCACUAUUGAUUUAGAGCGGAUUACUGAGGUUCGGACAAAGAUGCCUCUCGCCAAUCAUCGCCAAGCUGUUCCCCGCCACUUGUUCACGACUCAGCAAGGUCUGGCCCAAGACCCAUGA